This is a messenger RNA of Orcinus orca (killer whale), 6634 nucleotides long. It is a transcript of the gene MCPH1, whose product is annotated as microcephalin 1. Gene Ontology annotation, biological process: cerebral cortex development; mitotic cell cycle. The record is from RefSeq and is a predicted model, not a curated record. The coding region runs from base 216 to 2552 and encodes 778 amino acids. Lineage: Eukaryota; Metazoa; Chordata; Mammalia; Artiodactyla; Delphinidae. The transcript is spliced from 15 exons.
AGCGGCAGGCGACGGGGCUGCUCCUGAGAGUCGGGCUCGCCCACUCCCGCCAGGAUUUAUCCGCUCCGGGAUUUGCGGGCCGCAGAGCUCGAGGAGGCGGCCAGGCAACAGGGACCCCCCAACCCGGCGGGAAUCGAAGAUCCGGGGCCCCGUGCGGAUAUCGGAGGCCCGGGGUCCCCGCGCGUGACCUGACCCGCAGUGUAGACCUGCGGGGUAUGCGAGUCUGGGCGAGAAGAGCCUGUCUCCACUUCUCGCGAGGGUGGGCCUUAUUCCCCCCACCGCGGCCUUCCAUCGGCGGUUUAGAAAACGCGGAGCAACGGAUUUCCGCGCAGCAGGAGCUGAGCGGCGCGCGCCCGCGCUGCGCAUGCUCAGUGCCGCCGCUCCGUCAGGCUCGCGGCUCAGCAGCGGCGAGCUCCCCGCCGCCCCUCAUGGCGGCCCCCGAGACCCUCGGGGGCCCCGUCCUGAAAGAUGUUGUGGCGUAUGUAGAAGUGUGGUCAGCCAGUGGAACAGAAAAUUAUUCAAAGACAUUUACAAAUCAACUUGCGGACAUGGGGGCAAAGGUUUCAAAAACUUUCAACAAAGAAGUAACUCACGUCGUGUUCAAAGACGGGUACCAAAGCACCUGGGCCAAAGCACAGAAGAGAGGCGUGAAGCUCGUCUCAGUGCUCUGGGUUGAAAAAUGCAGGACAGCUGGAGUGCACAUCGAUGAAUCGCUGUUCCCUGCAGCUAAUCCCGAUGAGCACCUACCAAGCCUAAUGAAAAAAAAACGCAAGUGUAUGCAGCCCAAAGAUUUUAUGCCUAAAACACCAGAAAAUGAUAAAAGACUGCAGAAGAAGUUUGAGAAAAUGGCUAAAGAGCUGCAGCAGCAGAAAACCACUGUGGCUGACCACGUCCUAUCUGAUCUGCCUGUCCUGCAGCCUCACCUCAGCUCUGCCCCUCUCUGCUGUCAGCCUUCAUACCUCUGCCAUUUGGCCAUCUUUCCUGCACCAGUGAUAGUGUAUUUGGAAAGAAUUCAGCAAAAUGAUAAUGAUGUUCCUGUUCUCUUGUUUGAAUCUAAUGGCUCCUUGGGGUACAGUCCCACAGUUAAAAUCUGCAGUGGCCACCACAGUGCAGUGGAGAAGAGGCUGCAGGAGAUGAAGGAGAAACGGGAGAAUCUUUCCCCCACCUCUUCCCAGAUCGUUGAAAAGUCUGACGAUAACACCGUUAACGCUCUGUGUGAAGCAUCUUUGAACCUUUCGCAUGAUACUUUGUGUUCAGAGGACUCCUUUGCUGGUGUUCUGCGCUUGUCUUUUGACGACCUUUGUGGGAGCUCUGGAUAUGGGACUCAGCAGAGGAGACUGGGAGGAUUCCUUGACGAAAGUAAAAGCGCUGCGUGUGCUUCCUCAGCUGUGUUGAAAACGAGAAGUGUCCGUCCGCCAGCAUCUCCCGGGCCCCUUGGUCAGUUAACCCUUCACCAGCCCCCCGGCAGCCUUUCCAAGGGAGACACCCACCGGCAGAGGGUUGCUGCAGGCCAAGUCAUCACCCCCGACGUGAAGCCAGCACGGGAGCCGGCUGAGAGGGUGUUUGAUGAGAAGAGGGGCCUGUCUCCUACGCCAUCUGUAACAAAUGAGCCUGCCGGGGGCCCUUCAUGUCCCCAGAGCCCCUCAGCCACGAGAAGAAGGGUGUCGGCGAACUCCAGUCCACCCCCGGAGGAGAGACUGAGCAAGAGGCGGUGCCUCGGGUGGCCCCCCACGCCCCGGCUACAGCUGGAGAACAGCCCGAAGUGUGCGAGCAGCUCUGCCGUGGAGACUCUGGGCCGCGGGGAGUCCUCGUACGAUGAUUACUUUUCUCCCGAUAACCUCAAGGAGAGGGACUCGGGGAGCCUCCUUCCCGGGGUGCAGCCGCCCGCCGGCCCUGCCCUGCUCCACUGCAUGAGGAGCCUUUCCAGGAGAGAGAGGACCAGCCUCCUGGAAAGGGCUGACUUCUCCUGCAUCGGCAGAAGCCCCAGGUCAGCCCGUGGUACCGACUCAACGGUGAAGGCUGGCUUCCGUCUCCAGAAGCCUGCAAACUACGGAGCUGAUCCGGGCUUGAGCAGCGUGACUUCUAAGGAAACGCCUGCUGCUGAAGGAACCCCAGGGGACUGUCCCCGGGCCAAGGCUCGGGGAGGGGGAGACGCCCGCCCGGGCGGGAGUGACUCUCCCCAUACCCUCAACGGACUCACUCUUCAGAAGGGACUUCGAGGUGAUUUUACUUCUUUAAAAGGAAGCAAUAAAGAAGUAAAAGGAUGGAUUGACAUAAAAAGCACACAGAAAGAAGAUACUCCUUCUAAAAUGGUGAAUUCCCCUGAAAGUGAAGCACAAAGUGAUGAUAAGCUAAACUUUGUAGGCGACUGGGAUGUGGAAAAGUCUGCAGAGGCAAUGGAAGAGUUACCCCGAGGAUGUAGUGAAAGUGUUAAAAGAGGACCAGCAAGGCAUGAUGUUUUGGAUGGCUCAUGGGAAGCUUCAAGGAUCUCGUCAGACCUCAUGAGGAAUCAAGGAAGAGAGAGAAAGGCCAGAAGCCAACAAGAACAUUAGUCAUGACAAGCAUGCCAUCUGAAAAGCAGAACGUGGUCAACCAGGUUGUGGAUAAACUGAAGGGCUUCUCCUUGGCCGGGGAGGCGUGUGGCUGCCCCAUGCACGUGCUCGCCAGGAAGCCCCGCCGCACCCAGAACGUGCUGCGGGGCAUCGCAAGCGGCUGCUGGAUUCUCUCCUUCGAACGGGAAAAGUGGAGCUCGUGUUAUUUAUGAAGAUGUUUGGACUUCACAUUUAGCUACACUGGUGGAAUGCUGGGUCACCCUGCUCUCUACUUAGCAGGAUGUUAAAAGUAGCUAACCAUGAGCAGUGAAGCUCUGAAAUCCAAGAAUCAUCCGUUUUCAUUUCUGCAGCCUGAAAAGAUGGAGUAAAGCAUAAGCGGAACAAAUCUGACUUGAAUGCCUGCGUGUGAUAUAGCCAGACUUGUUUGUAAGAAGGUACUGUGGUCUUUGGAAAUGGGUCAUUGAAUUUCCGAGGAACCGUUUGAAGAGUCAGACUACUUCCCUGCAGCUCCUAUUCAGUCACUCAGCACAAGGUCUUUGCCUCAGAGAACCGCCCGCUGCUGCCGUGAAGGGGACACCGCUCAACCCGUGGCUGCUGCUAACAGCCCGCCCCGGCGUCCUCGGACGCUCAAGUGAGGGGAGGGGUGGACGCAGGAAGGAUGCCUUUCUCCACCGUCACGUCUGCCGCCUGUGUGUUGUGGUUUUCACGUGAAGAAAGCUCCUCUGUGUGGCUUUCUGAUGCCUGAGUGUGUCUCAGAGGAGCACUGACCCGCCCUGUUGGGCCUUUUCUCUUAAAGCCAGUCUGUGUGUCCUAGUUACGAUCAUAAUUGAGAGGUCCCAGAACCUCUGUCACUGAAGAGCCAUACUGUAUCAUCUACCCGGUGUGAAGGAUGUUGGUCCGUUAUCACCUUAUGUACCUGAGAUUCUUCUCAAAAUAAUAAUGAGGACAGGUGUGAGGAGCCGCAGUUAAUGAUAAUUAGCAGCAUCAAAGUAGCCCCGCUUCUGCAAGCUUGGUUUCUGGUGAGGAGAGCCUCACCCACAGGAGACCAGGGCCUCUGCAGGCCACCAGGAUGCUCGCCAUCCCCUGCAGGAAACGGGCAUUCGGGCCAAAUCGUACACACGCUGGCCGGUCACCUUGUGUAGGAGAGAGAUGCUAAAUCCCAGCAGGGCCGAAGGUGCCAGUUAGACUCCCUCGUGGUACUGUUCCCUCCGUGUUGCUUAUCUGUCACUCAUCUCAGCUGCUAUUUCUACCUCAAAUAAAUGUCAAGUCCCUCAGCAAAUAUGAGGGAUCAACUUCUAGAAUAACCCUCCUAGAAGGGCAGUAACGAUGCACGUGGAAAUAAUGAAGGGUUUUCUCUUGGUGUUAACAUAACGUAUACCCCAAGUCCCCUCAUAAUACUCCUGCCUCAACAAUGUUGAGCCUCAGUGCAGCUCGGCAGGCCGGAGGCCUUCCUCCCACCUUGUAAAUCCCGUGUCACUACACCCACUGCCUCCUGGGCUUGGCGACUUUGAGGCUCAGGCAUCAAUACUAUGGCAGAGCUCCCAUCGCACCAAAAGUUCCCGAGGCAGCUGACAAAACUGUGCUGACUCCCGGUGGAGACAAGCCACAAAGAACUCCAUCCCACGGCCACAUCAGCCACCGAGUGCCACGCAGGUCACAUGUCCACCCAGGCCUGCAUCCUCACAGCUAAGAUUCCUGAUGCCAGCCUGCCAGGAGCCACUGAAGAUUCUCUCUCUAAAAGCUAAUCUCUUAUGAGCACACUGAUUUGUGCCUGGCUUUAAGCAUUUUCUAUGUGGUACCUCAUUUAAUCCUACCAACAAGCCUAAAAGUUACUAGAGAUUUGCAACCCCUUACCCAAAACACAUACGGCUAAAAGUGUCUCAGAAUUCUGAACUUUUUUUUUUUUUUUAAUUUUGAAAGGUAUGUGGCUCUCACCACUUCUAUUCAACAUUAUAUCAGAGAUUCUACUGAGAGAAGAAGGCCAGGAAAGGAAUUAAGGGCAUACAGACUGGAAAUGAAGAAGUAAAACUAUUCUCAGAUCACAUGAUACUAUAUGUAGAAAAUUAUAAGGAAUUAAAGAAAAAAGUAGAUUAAGCAUGUUUAGCAAGAUUACAGAAUACAAAAUCUAUAUACAAAGCUAACUGAAUUGUGUUUCUAUAUACUAUCAAUAAACAAUUCAAAAAUAGAAUUAAGAAUACAAUUCCAGUUACAAUAUCAUGUAAAAAUAAAUAGGAAUAAAUUUAACAAAAGAAGUAUAAGAUCUGUAUACUUAACAAAACAUUUCUGAGAGAAAUUAAAGUUCUAAAUAAAUGGAGAAAUAUACCAAGUUUAUGGAUUAGAAGACUCAAUAGAUGGCUAUUUUCCUCAAAUUGAUCUACAAAUUCAAUGUAAUCAUCAAAAUACCAGGUAGAUGUUUUUAUAGACCUUGAAAAGCUGAUGCUAAAAUGUAUAUGAAAAUGCAAAGAACCCCUAGUAGAAAAAAGUAACUUCUUUAGAAAAAGAAAGUUGGGGGAUUUAUACUACCUGAUUUCAAAACUUAUUGGCAUAGGGGUAGACUACAGAUCAAGGGAAGAGAAUAGAGACUCUAGGUAUAAAUCAUAUUUAUGGUCAAGUUGAUUUCAAAACAGGUGCCAAGUCAAUUCAACGCAGCAGGAUAAAACAAAACAAAAAACAGAAAGCAGCACACUUACAUCCUUAUCACACUUACGUCCUUACCUCACACACAAAAAGAAAAUGCACACGGAUCCCCACCUCACACCAUACACAAAAGUUAACUCAAAUGGACCAGAAACCUAACUUAGGGUUCCUCAACCUCAGCACUAUUGGCAUUUUUGGACCAGAUAAUUCUGUGCUGCAGGGGCUGUCCUGGGCAUCACACUAUGUUUGGCACCAUCGCUGGCCUCUGUCUAUUAGAUGCCACUAGCACACCUCACCCAGUUGCGACAGUCCAGACUGUCUUCAGAUACCCCCAAAUUUCCCCUGGAGAGCAGAACCGUUCCCAGCUGAGAACCACUGACGUAAAAUUAUAAAAUGUCUAGAAGAAAACAUAGCAAGAAAUCUUCUGAAAGGUCAAAGAUUUUUUCAGGUAGGACACUAAAGGCACAAUUCAUAAAAACAUAAAUUGGACCUCAAAGUUUUAAAAAGUUUUGCUGUUCAAAAGAAACCAUUAAGAAACUUAAAAGACAAGUCAGAGACCAGGAAAAAUAUUUGUGAAGCAUAUAGCUGAUGAACUGUAUCCAGACUAUGUAAAGAACUUUUAUUCAUUAACAAGAAGAUAAAGAAUGGGCAAAAGGCAUUUCACACAAAAACAUAUAGAAAUGAUUAAUAAGCACGUGAAAAGAUGCUCAACAUUAUCAGUCAUUAGAGAAACGCAAAGUAAGAGCACAAGGAGAUGCCACUACACACCCUCGGGCAUGGCUGCAGCCGACAGUUCUGACAACACAAGAGUUGACCAGCAUGUGGAGAAUCUAGGACUCCCAUGCACUGCUGGUGUGGCUGCAUCAUUUUGCAGUUUGGUUUAAAAACGAAACAGACGCUUGGCAUAUGACGCAGCAACUUCACUCCUAGGUAUGUACCCAAGAGAAAUGAAAAUGUGCCUGCACGAGGACUUGUACGCUAAUGUUCACAGCAACGUUAUUCACACCAGCCAAAAGCUAGAAGCAAUCCAUCAACUGAUAAAUGGAUACCCAAAAUGUGCUAUAUCCAUACCAUGGAUUGCUCCUCAGCCAUAAAAGGGAGCAAACAACUGAUACAGGCAACAACCUGGACCAACCCCAAGAACACGGUAGUUGAAAGAAGCCAGACACAAAAGACUACAUAUCGUAUGGUUCCAUUUAGACAAAAUUUCUAGAGGAGAUAAAAUUAUAGAGACAAACAGAUCACUGGUUUCCUGCUGCUGGUGGUAGAAGUGGGAAUAGACAGCAGACAUUUUGGAGUGUUGGAGAUAGUCUAAAACUCGAUUGUGAUUUUAGUUGUAAAACUGUAUACAUUUACUAAAAUCGUUGAACAGUACACUUGCCAUGGGUAAAUUUUUAUGGUGCAUGCAUGAAUUAUACACCAAUAAAUUAAAAAAAAAAAAAAAA